AUGGCUGACGCAGGUCUCGUGCAAGCCAGCUUGAUCUGGACCACAUACGCCAUAGCCGUCGUCCUCUGCUUCCUUGCAGCCAUCAUCACAACCUUUACCUGGCAGACCCCGCGCGACCGUUCCGCCGUGGUAAGCAUCGUCGCCAUCAUCACUCUCACCUCCUUGCUCGCCACCGUCCUGCUGCUGCCCGUCGACAUCGCCCUCGUCUCCGCCACCAACUCCGUCUCGCAAGGCGCCAAGAAGGAUUGGGCCACUCCCGAGAGAGUGAACAGCAUCCUACUUACCCUCAAGAUCGUCUACUACUGCUUGUAUAGCGCCGACGCCUUGCUAUGUCUGGUCGUCAUUCCCUUCGCCUACUUUUGGUACGAGGAGUAUGACGAGAUCGAGUUUGAGGAGCAAGGAAGGACAUGGCACAGCCGAUUCUGGGCUGCGUGCAAGUACACAUUGUUCUUUGUUGCCUUGGUCGUCGUACUGUUCCUGCUGGGCUUCUUCAUGCCGUCUCCAGGGGACUCGUCCAAGGCACACUGGGACUUGGACUACUUCAAGGAUCUAAUUGCGCGGAAUCAUGCAGAAAAGGCCCUUACCUUUGCCCUGGGCCUGCUGAUCACAUUGGGAACUCUCCUGUACGUCGUCUACACGGGUUCGGGCCUGGCCAUGAUGCCCAUUGCCUUUAUCAAAUCCGCGCCCUCCAUGUCGGCGCCUCAGCUCUCCGCGACCACAGCUUCUCAGCUGGAGCAAAACCGCGAAAGGCAGCGCCAGCUUGAGAUGCGCAAUUCCGGCCGCCAAGACGGAAUGUCCCGCAAGGACCGUCGUGAGCUUGAUGCGCUCAUUAGAGAAGAGCAGACGCUGGUGCGUCGCGAACGCCUUGCUGCCGAAGCACAGGGCGAAGGCAAGAGCAGAGUAUAUCAAGCUUGGCUCAGGCUCUGUGCUCUAUUGCGGCCACUCAAGAUGCUCUGCGGCAUCCUUCUCCUGGCCACCUCGCUGCUUAUAUGGGUAUCCAUGCUCAUCACGGGCAUCGACAAGGCCAAAAACUCGGUAUGCAAGCAACGCUGCGGCUACAUCCUCGGUAACAUUCACAUCUUCCAGCCCCUCAACUGGGUCUUUGUCAAGCUCGCCCGCGUCUUUCCUAUCGACUAUGUCCUCAUGGCGCUGUUGAUCCUCUUUCUCUUUAGCAGCACCAUCUCGGGCAUCGCCACCGUCGGCAUCCGCUUCCUCUGGAUCCGCAUCUUCCAAAUCCGCCGCGGCAGAACUGCCCCCCAGGCACUGCUCAUCGCCACCGUCAUGCUCACGCUCGCCGUCCUCGCCAUCAACUAUGCCGUCGGCAUGUUCAUGGCGCCACAGUACUCCAUAUAUGGCACGCAGACAUUCUGCUCCAACAAGCCCGAGUACCCCGGCGCACAGCCCUCUUGCAAAGGCCAGCCAGAUCUUGUGCGUCCUUGCUCGGAGCAGCUCGACUUCAAGCACGCCAAGGACAUUUGCACGCCAUCCGUCAUGUCUACAUUCCUGAACCGCAUUACCAUGACGUGGCCAUUCUUUGGCAUCGUCGAUUUCUGGGCCCAGUUUGCCUUUUUGGCCGUAUUUUUGAUCGUGUUCGCAACAGCCAUUGUGCGCAGCCCAAGAGUAAAUAUCGCCGAGCUGGAUGAGGAUGCCGAGGAUGCCGAGGAGGAAGGCCUGUUGGCUGCUACGGGGAGACGCCUCAACGCCACGUGGGAGGAUGUGCGUAGGAGUCCAGCAUAUGGAUCGACUCGGAAUGGGAGGAGUGACAACUCGAGAGCGUAA
Messenger RNA from Metarhizium brunneum ARSEF 3297, 1779 nucleotides. RefSeq lists its product as uncharacterized. Gene Ontology annotation, cellular component: vacuolar membrane. Gene Ontology annotation, biological process: protein localization to vacuole. The record is from RefSeq and is a predicted model, not a curated record. Lineage: Eukaryota; Fungi; Ascomycota; Sordariomycetes; Hypocreales; Clavicipitaceae.